AUGCCACAGCUAGACGCAAUUUACAUCUUCUGUAGCAACAAAUCCAGACAUCAAGAAUGGACUCGAAACUGGAAAAAAGUCAAAGGUGUACAUACAAACAUCGAUGAAGUCUGUCUGGCAUUGCAAUUGACUGUUAAGCAAUGCAAUCAGGACUCAAUUGCCGUAAGUUUUAUUACAGAAAAACAAAUGGCUUUAACUGAUAAUUUAAAUCAGUUGGAACCAACAUUUAUGUAUACUCAGAUAUUCAAGGAAAUUCUUCUUGAUAUGGAAUAUGGUAAACAAGCCAUCAAACAAUUUACUGCUUAUUGUCGAAACAAUAAUGCCAUGUAA
Molecule: messenger RNA, 330 nt
Organism: Adineta steineri
Lineage: Eukaryota; Metazoa; Rotifera; Eurotatoria; Adinetida; Adinetidae
Source: the annotation of a GenBank genome assembly